Messenger RNA from Helicoverpa zea (corn earworm), 678 nucleotides. RefSeq lists its product as uncharacterized. The coding region runs from base 1 to 678 and encodes 225 amino acids. The record is from RefSeq and is a predicted model, not a curated record. NCBI's taxonomy places the organism in Eukaryota, Metazoa, Arthropoda, Insecta, Lepidoptera, Noctuidae. The transcript has a single exon.
AUGCCGCCACUUGAUAUGACUAAUCCAGAUAUAAUGAAGUUUUUCAUAGAAAACUAUGAAAAAACUACGCGUCUUCGCUUAAAAUGGAACCAUCUUCACGGCGACAAAUUGGCACAAGCGGCUACUUUAAAACGAGAAGAAAAAGGAUAUUAUUUAACUGAUGUCAUACAAGAAAACAUGGCUGCGGGUAUGCAAACCAUAAUCAGAGAUAGUAUAUCAGGAGCUGAAAACAGAAGGAAAAAACCUAUUCGAGAUGCGACCCAUAUACCGGCCUUAGCUGAUAUGAGAAAGGGGCAUUCUAUCGUUGAUGUCGGUCUUGGUGAUCCUAAAAAAGAUCCGCGGUUAUCACGACCCGACACAGAUCUCACAAUGGACCCUGUAAUGCGGCCAAUGGACCCGAAACAAAAACAGAUUAUCUAUAAAGGUCUCCCACACUUUGGUCGAUUAGCAUACCUUAAGCAACGAAACAAAAUAGCUCCCGAGGACAAGUACUAUUUAAGAGAAUCUUCUGGAUGGACUUGUGGAUGGCGCCUCAAGGACAGCUGUUUUGGAAGGAAUGCACCAACGUUCGGUCGUGUGUGGUUCCUGACACGAGACUCUGCAAGCCGCAGUGGAGCGCAACCUGAUCCUGCCCAUUAUAAAGUAGUGGAACUCCCAGGACCUAAAAAAUGUCCAUAA